This is a messenger RNA of Asterias rubens (European starfish), 1261 nucleotides long. Its product is annotated as gamma-secretase subunit Aph-1-like. The record is from RefSeq and is a predicted model, not a curated record. The coding region runs from base 190 to 960 and encodes 256 amino acids. Gene Ontology annotation, molecular function: protein-macromolecule adaptor activity. Lineage: Eukaryota; Metazoa; Echinodermata; Asteroidea; Forcipulatida; Asteriidae. The transcript is spliced from 7 exons. Gene Ontology annotation, cellular component: endoplasmic reticulum; gamma-secretase complex; membrane. Gene Ontology annotation, biological process: protein processing; Notch receptor processing; Notch signaling pathway.
CCCAGUUUCCAAAAGAGGCGUGAAUAUUUUGAAUGUAUUGAUAGUUUAUUGGGUUCUUCACUCACUGAAAUUGUGAAAAACGGUGUUUGUGUUUGUAUUGUACAUCACACACACAGCACUCGACUCGGGUCGACUCGACGUCAUUUUAUACACAACUUGUAUUUAGUGCUGCACAUCCAUAGAGACAACAUGACGUUGAUGCAGUUAUUCGGGGCGCUGUUUGUCGCCUAUGGACCACCCAUGUCUCUCUUCAUCUUUACUAUCGCCCACAACCCCCUCAGGGUUAUCGUCAUGAUGGCUGGGAUGUUUUUCUGGUUGAUAGCGUUGCUUCUGUCCUCCAUCUGGUGGUUUGCCAUCGUGCCACUCCGAGAGGAGCUAGCCUUUGCUCUCACCUUCUCCGUGCUCUUCCAAGAGCUGCUUCGUUUUGCAUACUUCAAACUGCUGAGGAAAGCUGAGGAUGGUUUGCAGCAGUUUAACCAGACGGGACCAUCAACGACAACAUCAGCAGAAUCCAAUGGAACAUCAGACAGUGCACGACAUGUCUAUGCAUAUGUUGCUGGUCUCGGUUUUGGAACAAUGAGCGGUAUUUUCCAGCUGGUUAACAUCGUGGCAGACUCCAAGGGACCUGGGACCGUGGGGAUCAACGGUGGACCUCCGGAUUUCCUUAUUACCUCAGCUUUUCUGACCAUGGCCAUGGUCCUUCUGCACAUCAUCUGGAAUGUCUUAUUCUUCCAUGGUUGUGAGACCAAGAAGUAUUACAUUAAUGCCAUUGUGGUUGCCUCGCAUUUCCUGAUAUCCGAAUUGAGCCUUUUGAACGAGCAGCAACUGUACGCAGUGACCCUGCCGGUAGCGUUCCUCGUUCUCCUCGUUCUGUCCUCCUGGGCGUUCCUCAUCGUCGGGGGCUCCUUCUCGAGUGUCUGCAUCUCACUUCGGUGGAAAAGUCAACGUUACGCUCUGUAGAUACCAGUUAGUUGGCCUGGGUGACUAGUGAAAUUUACUAGUUUAGCUCAAAUAGGAUUGACUUUGACACUAGUCGCGACAAAUUUUUAAUUCCCAAGAUACUUUGUGGCAUAUUGUUUGCCGCAGGCUAAAUAAAGUGAAUAAAUUCACUCUGCAGGAUUGUGUCUCACUGAUGUUCGAUUGUGUUUCGUAAGAAAAUAAUAUUGUCGUGAGCAGGUAUGCAGGACUAUUUUUUUAGUAGUCAUGACUUUGCAAAUUAACCGAGUUGAUAAAAAAAUACUGUUAGUCGCGACUCAACUAA